UGGGAGUUCAUUUUCAAACUUUAUUUCUGCUUUGUUGUUUCAUUUGGAUACGAAAACAUGUCAAGUUUUAAAAAAGCAACACAAAGCAGCAGAAAUAAUGACACGAACGCUUCUCCUGCCAGAGCUGUUGACAAAGACAUCACGACAUGCUCCUCUACAUGGGCAGACAACCCGGCUUGGUGGUACGUGGAUUUAGAGGAAAUAAAAAGUAUACAUGAUAUACAGGUCUUCUUUAAUGGAACAGACACAGCAAAUGAACACCGACAGAGAGAACGGAUGUAUGGAUACCAACUUUAUGCUUCAAACACAACUGACUUACGUAACUUAGAUAUGAUGCAUCAUUGUUACAAUCACAGUGGACCUGCCUUGCCUGACUUAACCUCUAAUCACGUUUGCACAACAUUUGGACGAUAUGUUAUCUUCUAUAAUGAGAGAAUUCCUGGUGUGACUUAUCCUAAUUCUAAUGGAGGAAAUCAACAUUUUACAUAUGUUCAGUUGUGUGAAAUAAUUGUAUAUGGAUGUGAUACACUUGGAACGUAUGGAGAUAAUUGUUUCAAGAGAUGCUCAUCAAAAUGUCAAGAGAGACGAUGUGACAUAAUCAACGGAACCUGUUUGGGUUGUACGGAAGGAUGGACAGGAGAUAAGUGCGAAUUUACCUGUCCAGAGGGAUAUCAUGGACUGGAAUGUAGAGGUAUUUGUUCUAACAACUGCCUACGAAACAGAACCUGUAAUCAUGUGACUGGGAACUGUGACAACGGCUGUUCUGAUGGAUGGACCGGAGGGCGUUGUAACAUAACAUGUACAAUGGGAACAUACGGAGCAGGAUGUUCACAGAACUGUAGCGGUAACUGUAAGAAUGGCACCUCUUGUAACAGAGUGACAGGGUUCUGUGACAGCGGGUGUUCUCCUGGAUAUAUCGGCGAAAGAUGCAAAAAAGCAUGUAGCAUGGGAACAUACGGAUCAGGAUGUUCUAAGAACUGUAGCGGUAACUGUAAGAAUGAUACCACUUGUGACAGAGUGACAGGAUUCUGUGAUAGCGGGUGUUCUCCUGGAUUUACCGGGAAAAGAUGCGAUCAAGUUUGUACACCAGGGACAUAUGGGCCAGGAUGUCAAAGGAAUUGUAGUGGCAACUGUAUAAAUGGGACUUUCUGCAAUGCUACUACGGGAGUAUGUGAUUCAGGAUGUAGUUCUGGAUAUAUUGGGAAAAGAUGUGAUCAAGAGUGCCCUGUUGGUACCUUUGGUGAGGAUUGUACAGGCAACUGCAGUAGAAAUUGUUUGAAUAAUGAAACGUGUAGCAAUAUAGAUGGCAGAUGCAAUAAUGGGUGCAAAGCUGGUUUUCAAGGAUUUCUAUGCGAUAAAAGAUGUGCAGAGGGUACAUAUGGGAACUGCAAACAAACUUGUAGCGGACAAUGUGCCAACAAUGAAACUUGUAACUAUGUCGACGGUAUAUGUAACAAUGGAUGCAAUCCAGGGUAUUAUGGAGAAAAAUGUAGUUCUUCUUGUAGUCCUGGUCGGUAUGGUCAAAACUGUUCGUAUAUUUGCUCCGAAAAUUGUAAAGAUGCCAAGUGUGAUCAUGUCUAUGGGAAAUGUAUAUGUAAACAAGGAUGGAAAGGAUUAGACUGUUCGACAGAAUGUUCAGUUGGCACAUUUGGAGAAAAUUGUCUUAAAAACUGCAGUGGCCAUUGCAGCAAUAAUGAAAUGUGUAGCAAUACUAAUGGAGAAUGUCCAAAUGGUUGUCAAAGCAACUACAAGGGUGUUACCUGCCAUGAAUUGAAACCAACAAAGGAAAAACCACAGCCUCUCAUCAUUGGGAUUGUUGUUCUUUUUCUCCUGCUGGUGAUAAUCAUAAUCAUGACUGUUAUAAUAGUGAAACGAAGAAAUAGACUUUUUAAAAAUAUACAUGAUUUUGGACAUUUAAACGCUGUCUUUUCUUCCAAGAAAGAGUUAACUGGAGGCAAAAAUACAGAAUUUCAUUCGUACGAAAAUGACAUUGCUAAGUCAGAAGCAGAGACAAAGAACAUUUCUAUAGGGGACCUCUCAAAGACCAUAGAGGAAAUGUUUGAGAAUGAUACAAGUUUCAAAGCAGAGUAUGAGCAAAUUCCAAACGGAGAAUUACAUUUAUGUGAUGCUGGAAAAAGGGAUGAAAACAAAAUAAAAAACAGAUAUAAAACAACAUUUCCGUAUGACCAUUCCCGAGUUAAGCUUCAAGUGGAAAACAUGCGAUCUGAUUAUAUUAAUGCCAACUACAUAAAGGAUAUAUCAGGGGAGCAGAGAUAUAUAGCUACACAAGGUCCAAAAAAGGAAACGGUGGCUGAUUUUUGGGCAAUGAUAUGGCAGGAAUAUGUUAAUGUUAUUGUUUGUCUAACAAAUCUAAAAGAAGGAAAACAGAAAAAGUGUCAACAAUAUUGGCCAGAUUGCCACGACAAAAUCCAAAAUGGCAAUUUUGCAAUUCGAAACCAAGAGGAGAAGACGUAUUCAAACUACAUUAAAAGACAUCUGAGACUGCAAGAUACAAUUGGUAAAGAAGAAAAAGACGUGUGGAUGUUUCAUUACACACAAUGGCCAGACCACGGUGUUCCCGAGGCUAUAAAUCUUGUGGUGUUCCAUCGGCAUGUACAGAGAGUUUUUGCAGAAUCUCCAGAUAACAGUAAAAUAGUUGUCCAUUGCAGUGCUGGAUUAGGAAGAACAGGUACAUUCAUAGCUUUAGACGCUCUCUACCGGAACGGUUUGACAUCAAGAUCUGUAAAUGUGUCUGAAUAUGUCACUCAAAUGCGCCAUGACAGAAUGAACAUGGUACAAGGAGAGGAACAAUACAAAAUGAUUUACAUGACUGUACACGAAUCAUUCAGAGGACACCUGCGCCCUGUUACUGCUGAAUCAUUUCUGUCAAACCACCAGACUUUAAAUUGUAAACAUCAAGAAGAUGAAAUCAAAAAAGAACAGGAGACUGAUGAUUUUAAGGAGCUCACUUUACUCAAAAUACAAUACGAUGCAACUGAAAGAUCAGCACAGAACAAUGAUGCAUUUAAUUUUACACCAAUUGUUAUGCCAGUUGAGAAAUAUAGAUGUCAUCUGCUCUCUGACGAUGAUACACCGGUUUACUACAACGCUGUCAUUCUUCAGUCAUUCACGAAACCCAAUGGACCUAUCAGUGCCCAGUAUCCACUGGAGAAACAGUGUGAAGAUUUCCUGUAUCUUGUGAAAGAGAGCAGAGCUGGUACUGUAGUUUUUCUGGGGCCGCUUGAAGAUAUUCCCUCGACAAAGAUCUGGUUUCCAUCAAAGAAUGAUAGCAAGACUGUUGGAAAGUUUUCAGUAAAAAUGAGAAAAUGUGACCCUUCAACUGUAGUCACGAAAACGAAUAUCAUCAUUCAAGGAAAGGGCUUCAAGGACAUCCCUUUAUCUGUUUUGGAAUGCAACUUCUGGAAAAGUGAUGCUUUAAUUGCCGAUUGUAGGAAAGUUCUAGAGGCAAUCAAGGAAACAAGACUGGAAGAAUCCACACAUUCGAACAAUAGAACUAUUGUUUUCUCAAGUGACGGGGCUAAGCGUUGUGGUCCAUUUUGUGUCGCCUAUAAUGUGAUAGAGCAGUUUAUCCUUGACAAGGAAAUCGAUAUUUUUACAGCAACACGACUGAUACAAAUUCGUAGACCGGAAUUUAUUUCCACACCUGAGGAAUACCAAUUCUGUCAUGAUCUUGUAGCAGAAUACCUACAGGCUGAUACGGACUAUGCCAACUUAGACUUCAAACCUUAAGAGCGAGAAGACCACAUACGACAUAAAGAACAUCAUUUUGAUGAAGUUCUCUAUCAUAUUUGAAAGAUAUUUGGAAAACAUACACAGUUAAUGAAAAAAUAUAUUAAAAAGAAUGGAUCGACAUGAAAUAUAUUUCAAUUUUAUUGACCUCCUAGGUAAAUUGUAAAAAUUACUAAUCUAUUUAUUCUAUUGUAUCUACAUGUAUCUGAGUUAACUGUUUCUUCAAAUCUUUGGUUAUAUAUUACCCUUUACCUUGUACAUGUUGUCAACAGUACCUAUGUUCAAAUUUUAUCAUCUAUUAUUAUAUCCACUGCCUUUUUACUCUGAAAACAUACUUUUUUGGAAAAUGUCCUUAAUUUACGAAGAUAGUAAUAAGUAUUAUGGACGAUUUGCCUUCGAUAAUUAGUAUGAAAUAAUAUAUUUAAGUUUGAUUUUCAAUUAUACUUUUUUUUAGUUUCAUAUUCUUUAGCAUUAGCACUAAAGUAGAUGUGCAGAUUUUUACAUGUUGAAGGAAUUCUUGUGUCCCAAUAAAUGAAGACUCGAUAAAUGUAUGCUUUUGCCCUGUAUGUCUAGGGCUUAACUUGUCUGCAAAAACAAAACUUGCCAAUAACUUCCAGUUGAAAUUAUGGGUCAUAUAUUUCAUGCAUCUAAGAAUUCCUUUUUGACAAAAAAUGUACAAAUACAUUUGACCUCUUGUAGUUUGACCAACUUUUGCAAAAUUUUACUUUCAUGUUGACCUAAUAUUUGAACAGUUGGAGAUGGGGCUUUUAUACAUUAUUAGUAUAUUUCUCAACAUAAGAUAUGUUCCUCUGGUAUUGAUAAUUUUGAAGUACAUGUAUUGAUAUUUACCUUGCAUUUUAACAUACUUUAAAAUAUGAGUUUGGUCGUAUUUUGGAAAUGUGUUGGGGCUUUUGAAUUUCAGAGGUGUAUUUGUUGUGACAGAACCAGCCAACAAUCUUGACAUUGGUUUUUAAGUUUGACCUACUUUAAAAUCUUUAAAUAUGGCCAAAUAUUUCUACAGCUAAUUUUUGGGAUUUCAUAUUUCACACGUGUAAACCUUUUAAAAAGACUGUUUUUAACAAUUUUGACACUUCCACUCUGAAAUUUGACUUUCUCUUUAAUAAAUAUAUUUUGACCGUACCUUUUAACAAGGAAGUGUAUGGUCUUAUUAAUAAUUCACAAAUACAAUUUCUCGCUACAGUAUCUUCUCCUUGGUAUACCAUCCAUUUUGACAUUAGGUUUGACUAGAUUUAAUAUGAAAAACUUUAAACUUGGUCAUAACUUUUUAAAUCAUUAGGGAGAUUUUAUUUCACAGACAUUUAUUUCCUAAAUAUUUCUUUGAGUACAAUUAUUAUUUUAUCUUAUGUCGUUGAAAUUUAUCUUGCAUUUGAUAAACAUUAACCUUCAGCCUUGAGCUUCCAUAUGGUGAAAUCAGUGUUUCAUUUAUA
This is a messenger RNA of Saccostrea cuccullata (small rock oyster), 5198 nucleotides long. Its product is annotated as receptor-type tyrosine-protein phosphatase alpha-like. Gene Ontology annotation, biological process: protein dephosphorylation. NCBI's taxonomy places the organism in Eukaryota, Metazoa, Mollusca, Bivalvia, Ostreida, Ostreidae. The transcript is spliced from 30 exons. Gene Ontology annotation, molecular function: scavenger receptor activity; protein tyrosine phosphatase activity. The record is from RefSeq and is a predicted model, not a curated record. The coding region runs from base 58 to 3750 and encodes 1230 amino acids.